Messenger RNA from Brassica napus (rape), 1964 nucleotides. RefSeq lists its product as uncharacterized. The transcript is spliced from 8 exons. Gene Ontology annotation, molecular function: protein binding. NCBI's taxonomy places the organism in Eukaryota, Viridiplantae, Streptophyta, Magnoliopsida, Brassicales, Brassicaceae. The record is from RefSeq and is a predicted model, not a curated record. The coding region runs from base 247 to 1818 and encodes 523 amino acids.
UUGUGCCGACGUUUGAUGACAUGACACGUGUGUCGCUCGUCUACGUCUCUCUCUACUUUUGUUGUCUCACUCUCUCUCUCUCUCUCUCCAACCUUCCUUCCUCACAAAUUGUCCCUACUUCCUUCACCACUUACACCAUCACUGUUUCCUUUGAUAACCAUUUCCUCUCUAUCAUUCACAUUGUUCUCUGUUUUUAGAUAUGAACUAGGGUUUUAGCUCUUCUCGUCUCUCCCGAAACUAAAAGUAAUGAAAAGGGACUACUUUCUGUUUCUGGGUAUCAUCAUCAUCAUCAUCAUUCUCCUCUUCUCUGGGCUUGUAGCUUCAGCUCCUUCAUCAACUUCACCCGCGAAGAUUGUUAGUGGGUUCAUCUCAAAUCACGGAACUUCCCUCAUGAAAUGGCUAUGGUCUCUCAAAACCACCUCCAAAAAAACAGCGGUUUCCACGAAGUCGAUGGUGAAAUUCGAAAAUGGGUAUUCAGUGGAAACAGUAUUAGACGGAAGCAAACUCGGUAUCGAACCUUAUUCUCUCCAGGUCUUACCCAACGGCGAGCUUCUUAUUCUAGACUCCGAGAAUAGCAACGUUUACAAGAUCUCAUCUUCUCUUUCCUUAUCCGACGUGGGUUUUCAAUAUUUGAUGAUCGUGUGGAAGGAUUGUGUAUACGGAUGGAAUCAACAUAGUAGACCAAGGCUUGUUACUGGCUCACCUGAAGGGUAUCCAGGUCAUGUGGACGGUAGAUUGCGAGACGCGAGGUUGAACAAUCCAAAGGGGCUUACUGUGGAUGAUAGAGGGAAUAUCUAUGUUGCAGAUACUGUCAACAAUGCUAUCAGGAAGAUCAGUGAAGGAGGAGUCACAACCAUUGCUGGGGGGAAAAUAGUUCGUGGGGGAGGAGGUCAUGUGGAUGGUCCGAGCGAAGAUGCAAAGUUCUCAAAUGAUUUCGAUGUUGUGUAUGUUGGAAGCAGCUGUUCCUUGCUGGUUGUUGACCGUGGAAACCGAGCUAUCAGAGAGAUCCAACUCCAUUUCGAUGACUGUGCUUAUGAAUAUGGAAGUGGCUUUCCUCUUGGGAUUGCUGUUCUUAUAGCAGCAGGCUUCUUUGGUUACAUGCUGGCUCUGUUGCAACGUAGGCUCGGUUCUAUCCUUUCGUAUCAUACUGAUCAAGAAAUAUACAAAGCCGUUCCUGAUCAAAAGCCUUUGAAACCAGUCAGACCAUCUCUGAUUCAAACCGGAGAUGAGCAAGAGGAACAAGAAGAAAGCUUCCUCGUGCCGUUACGGGUAUUCAUGUCGAAUGCUCGGUUGUUUUUAGCGGAGCUGUUCAGUGGAAUGUAUCCUGGUCUCAAAAAGAAGCAGACAGUAAGCUUCAACUUCAAUCACCAAGAAAUGAAUCAUUCUUCUGCUUACAGCACAGCUCCAUGGCCAAUUCAAGAGAGCUUUGUGAUACACAACAAAGACGAACCACCACCUCCCAUCGAGACCAGAAACCUCACUCCCAAAAAGACUUACCCUUUCAUGGCCAAAGACGCAGAGAGUAUUCAACAGCUUCGCAGGAGCCGUUCCUUGUUCAGAAGCUUGGACUCUGAAUUCCAACAGGAGCAGCAGCAUCACCGUAGGCAUCACUCAACUACCCCACACACUCAUUAUGAGAAGAUCAGUGGGAAGACUAACGAGAUUGUGUUUGGACCGGUCCAGGAGCAAGACAAGAGGCGUGUGGUAGCAGCAGGUACUGCUAAGCCUAUGGAGUGUGAAGAUCAGAUGAAUAGUCACCAGAAUCUUUAUUACAGAGCAGACCAAUCUGUGAGUUACGGUAACUAUUCCUAUACAUAAGAAGUGCAGUGUAGCUUUGGGUACAGGUGGGUUUUGAGAUUUAUUUAACAUUUUGGGGAUGUGGGUAUUUAGAUUUUGUAAGAAAAAGUAGCAGACAUUAGUUAUUAUUCCGUGAUAUAAAAGAAAACGAUGAGCACUUCCAUAAA